UAUAUAUCGGAAGACAGUAUCUCGGAGAGAGAGCUUUAGAUCGGGAAAAAUGGCGUUGCUCGUUGAGAAGACGUCGAGUGGUCGUGAGUACAAGGUCAAGGACAUGUCUCAGGCCGACUUCGGCCGUCUCGAGAUCGAGCUCGCGGAGGUGGAGAUGCCUGGUCUCAUGGCGUGUCGUACCGAGUUCGGACCGUCGCAGCCGUUCAAGGGUGCGAAGAUCACCGGAUCUCUCCACAUGACGAUCCAGACCGCUGUUCUCAUCGAAACCCUGACCGCUCUCGGAGCCGAGGUCAGAUGGUGCUCCUGCAACAUCUUCUCCACUCAGGACCACGCCGCUGCCGCCAUCGCUCGUGACUCCGCCGCCGUCUUCGCCUGGAAAGGUGAGACCCUCCAGGAGUACUGGUGGUGCACGGAGAGGGCUCUCGAUUGGGGUCCCGGUGGUGGUCCCGACCUCAUCGUCGAUGACGGUGGUGACGCCACUCUCUUGAUCCACGAGGGUGUUAAGGCCGAGGAGAUCUAUGAGAAGACCGGUCAGGUCCCGGAUCCUUCGUCCACCGACAACCCUGAGUUCCAGAUCGUGUUGCAGAUCAUCAAGGACGGCCUUCCGGUCGAUCCGAAGAAGUACCACAAGAUGAAGGAGAGAUUGGUGGGUGUCUCUGAGGAGACCACCACUGGUGUCAAGAGGCUCUACCAGAUGCAGGUCAAUGGAACUCUCUUGUUCCCCGCCAUUAACGUUAAUGACUCCGUCACCAAGAGCAAGUUCGACAACUUGUACGGAUGCCGCCACUCUCUCCCCGAUGGUCUGAUGAGGGCAACCGACGUCAUGAUCGCCGGAAAGGUCGGGGUUGUCUGUGGUUACGGAGAUGUCGGAAAGGGAUGUGCUCUGGCCCUGAAGGCUGCCGGUGCCCGUGUCAUCGUCACCGAGAUCGAUCCCAUCUGUGCCCUCCAGGCUCUCAUGGAAGGUUUCCAGAUUCUAACCCUCGAGGACGUUGUGUCCGAGGCCGACAUCUUCGUCACCACGACAGGAAACAAGGACAUCAUCAUGGUCGACCACAUGAGGAAGAUGAAGAACAACGCCAUCGUCUGCAACAUCGGUCACUUCGACAACGAGAUCGACAUGCACGGCCUCGAGACCUUCCCCGGCGUGAAACGCAUCACGAUCAAGCCUCAAACCGACAGGUGGGUCUUCCCCGAUACCAAGACCGGGAUCAUAGUCCUUGCAGAGGGCCGGCUCAUGAACCUGGGCUGCGCCACUGGUCACCCGAGCUUCGUGAUGUCUUGCUCGUUCACCAACCAGGUGAUCGCACAGCUCGAGCUGUGGAAGGAGAAGGCGACAGGCAAGUACGAGAAGAAGGUGUACGUCCUUCCGAAACACUUGGACGAGAAGGUGGCGGCCCUUCACCUGGGCAAGCUCGGGGCGAGGCUGACAAAGCUCAGCAAGGACCAAUCCGAUUACAUCAGUGUCCCCAUCGAGGGUCCGUACAAGCCGCCUCAUUACAGGUACUGAGGGAGGGAACGAGGAAAGAAAGGGGUGGUUACCGGAAUUGAGGAUGGAUGUUUUUUCUUGAUUAGGGUUUGUGUGUGUCGAAGAGGGAAACUGUAUGGUCUUUUUACUGAUGAAUUAAGACCAGAGUAUUUGGGGGUAUGAAAUAAGGUUUUUUCUUUUUUUUUUUGGGAGUUCGAAGGCUGUCUCUGGUCUCAUGCCAUCCGCAUCUUCUUCCUUUUCCAUUUUCUUUUUUGUUGUUUUGGAUUUUUCUUGUCUUUUUGGUUAGUGUCAAAGGCCGAGAAUUGAAAAAGAAAUUGUUGGGUUAUUUCCUUUUUUGUAAGCUCUUUCCUGUGAAAGCUUAUUUCAUUGGAAAUUA
Molecule: messenger RNA, 1862 nt
Organism: Tarenaya hassleriana
Lineage: Eukaryota; Viridiplantae; Streptophyta; Magnoliopsida; Brassicales; Cleomaceae
Product: adenosylhomocysteinase 1
Exons: 2
Coding region: 50-1507 (485 amino acids)
Biological process (GO): L-methionine cycle
Cellular component (GO): cytosol
Molecular function (GO): adenosylhomocysteinase activity
Source: RefSeq, a predicted model, not a curated record